Molecule: messenger RNA, 815 nt
Organism: Psammomys obesus (fat sand rat)
Lineage: Eukaryota; Metazoa; Chordata; Mammalia; Rodentia; Muridae
Product: nuclear transcription factor Y subunit beta-like
Exons: 4
Coding region: 218-679 (153 amino acids)
Source: RefSeq, a predicted model, not a curated record
UGAGUGUCCCCUGGUUCCUAUGCAAACUUCUGGACCAUGAACAGUUCCUGUAGAGGGACCAAGAGAGAGGCACCCCCACUGAGGUGCUGGGAUAGACCCUUAGAGGGGCUGCCUGGAGCAAGACUUGCACCCAUAUUGAAGUUGCCAGCUAAGGGCAAGAACAGGUUUCCCAUCUUGAGGACCUCUCCCAGGUCUGAGCCGUCUCCGUGUACCUUCCAUGAACAGAUUGGGCCCAGAGAAGUUCUUCGUAGGUGACGACCCAGUGGAGCCGGUGCCUCCCAGCCAAGCUCAGUGCUGCCCGUCUGCAGCUGAAUCCACAGAGCAGCUGGAGGAAGAGGAGAAUGAAGAAGAGAAAGGGAGGGAGGGAAAACAGGACGACAGCAACGGCUUCCACGCGUCACCCCUUAGAAGGUCUGGGGCUUUCAGAGCCCACAGCCACACCACCGACACCUUCAAAAGACACAGCUGGGGGCCUGGCAAGGAGUUUCAGGACCCAAUAAGCAGGAGGAGACUGCAGUCAUCGGGAUGCCCAAGCACCCAGGAAGCCCCGUCUCUACAGAGCCUCGAGGAACUGGACGCCCUUCUGGGAGCGCAGCAACAGCAGGAGCAGCAGGAGCAGCAGGAGCAGCAGCAACAGCAGCAGCAGGGUGGCCAACCCUUUCACCGGGGGCUGUGCUAAACUCUUCUGUGUCUGAGCAAUUCCAGUGCAUGUACUCCUGAGAAGCCCAGGCUCGUCUGCCCUGCAUUGACUGUGUCUUUUAGACAUUUUGACACUGACCCUUUGUGGUUAUUAUGUAUUUGGGGAUUUAUAUCAA